This is a messenger RNA of Puma concolor (puma), 2505 nucleotides long. NCBI's taxonomy places the organism in Eukaryota, Metazoa, Chordata, Mammalia, Carnivora, Felidae. The record is from RefSeq and is a predicted model, not a curated record.
AUGUGUGUCCCCGUCGGGGGGCUGCUGGCCACCCUGGCCACGGCGCUCGGGGUGGUGGUGGCGUUUGCUCCCGCCCCCAGGAUCACCUGGGAGCACAGAGAGGUGCGGCUGGAGAAGUUCCACGAGCCGGGCAUCUUCAACUACUCCGUCUUGCUGCUGAGCGAGGACAAGAGCACCCUGUACGUGGGGGCCCGGGAGGCCGUGUUCGCCCUGAAUGCACUCAACGUCUCUGAGAAGCAGCACGAGGCGUAUUGGAAGGUCUCAGAAGAUAAAAAGGCAAAAUGUGCAGAAAAGGGGAAAUCGAGACAGACCGAAUGUCUCAACUACAUCCGCGUGCUGCAGCCGCUUGGCCCUGGUGCCCUGUACGUGUGCGGGACCAACGCCUUCCAGCCAGCCUGUGACCACCUGAACUUAACGUCCUUUCAGUUUCUGGGGAGAAGCGAGGAUGGCAAGGGCAGGUGCCCCUUUGACCCCGCACAGAGCUACACGUCCGUCAUGGUCGAUGGGGAGCUGUAUUCCGGGACGUCCUAUAACUUUCUGGGAAGCGAGCCCAUCAUCUCCCGAAACUCGUCCCACAGUCCUCUGAGGACGGAGUACGCGAUACCGUGGCUUAACGAGCCAAACUUCGUCUUUGCGGACGUGAUCCGAGAGAGCCCGGACGGCACGGACAGCGGGGACGACAGGGUGUACUUCUUUUUCACCGAGGUGUCCGUGGAGUACGAGUUUGUCUUCAAGCUGAUGAUCCCCCGGGUGGCGAGGGUGUGCAAGGGGGACCAGGGCGGUCUGCGGACCCUACAGAAGAAGUGGACGUCCUUCCUGAAGGCCAGGCUCAUCUGUUCCAGGCCGGACAGCAACCUCGUCUUCAACGUGCUGCAGGCCGUCUUUGUCCUCAGGGCGCCGGACCUGAAGGAGCCCGUGUUCUACGGGGUGUUCACCCCACAGCUUAGUGACUCUUGUGUGGAAACCGGCAUCUGCCCGUCAUGUGGCUGGUGUGUGGGGCCGUGGUGCAUCAACCGCGAGGCGCGGGCGGCCAACUUCUCCAGCUCCCUGGGUCUGCCGGACAAGACCCUGCAGUUCGUCAAGGACCACCCCCUGAUGGACGGCUCCGUGACCCCAACAGACAACAGGCCCAGGCUGGUCACGGGCAACGUGAACUACACGCAGAUCGUGGUGGACAGGACCCGGGCCCUAGACGGGACCGUCUACGACGUCAUGUUCAUCGGCACAGACCGGGGCGCCCUCCACAAAGCUGUCAACCUUGAGAAUGACGCCCACAUCAUCGAGGAGACCCAGCUUUUCCGGGACUUCGAGCCGGUCCAGACGUUGCUGCUGAAUUCUGAGAAGCGGGAAGGUGUGCGGGCCGCGGCCCCCGCCCUCUCUUCGGGCUGGCGGGCCUGGGUAGGCUUGGGAUGGCGUGUGCGCCCCCGCAGUGGCAGGAAGCGGCUGUCCGGGGUGGAAAAGACGCCCGCCGGCAGGUUCCUCUGGGCCAGGACGCUGGCCUUUGCUGUAGAGGCCGGCCAGCAGCCACCGCUGAGACCCACAAUUCAGGAGAUGAGUGGAGACGCGUCCGCCUGCCCGGAUAAAAGUAAAGAAAGUUUCCGGCAGCAUUUUUUCAAGCACGGCGGCACAGCGGAACUCAAAUGCUCCCAAAAGUCCAACCUGGCCCGGGUGGUGUGGAAGUUCCGGGACGGCGUGCUCGACGCCGACGGCCCCAAGUACAGCCUGGUGGGCAGGAAGCACCUGCUCAUCUUCAACCUGUCGGAGGGGGACAGCGGCGUGUACCAGUGCCUGUCGGAGGAGCGGGUCCGCAACGGGACGGUCCUGCGGGUGCUGGCCAAGCACGUGCUGGAGGUGAAGACGGCCCCGAGGGCCACAGACGCCCCCGCCUCAACGGGCGCCCGGACGGAAGGCGGGAGGACCACCGCCCGAGCGGUGACGGAGCCCGCCCGCGGCCCCCCCGCGCAGACCUCCGCUGCGCGGGUCCCCGUGCCCGGGGCCGUCGCCCCGCCGCCCAGCCCCGCACCCACGGGCACGUCCUGCGAACCGAAGAUCGUCAUCAACACGGUCCCCCAGGUGCACUCGGAGAAGACGAUGUAUCUGCAGUCCAGCGACAACCGUCUGCUCAUGUUCCUCUUCCUCCUCUUCUUCCUGCUGUGCCUCUGCCUCGUGUCCUACAACUGCUACAAGGGCUACCUGCCCGGGCAGUGCCUGAAGUUCCGCUCUGCCGUGCUGCUGGGGAAGAAGCAGCCCGUGGCGGACUUCUCCGAGUUCGAGCAGAGCGCCAAGGAGACGCUGGUGGAGCCGGGCAGCUUCUCCCAGCAGAACGGGGGGCAGCCGCGGCCGGCCCUGGACACGGGCUACGAGACGGAGCAGGACACCAUGGCCAGCAGGGUGCCCACCGACAGGGAGGACUCGCAGAGGCUGGACGACCUCCCGGCCAGGGACGGGCCCUUCGACGUCAAGUGUGAGCUGAAGUACGCCGACUCGGACGCGGACGGGGACUGA